This is a messenger RNA of Dictyostelium purpureum, 2337 nucleotides long. RefSeq lists its product as uncharacterized. The coding region runs from base 1 to 2337 and encodes 778 amino acids. Gene Ontology annotation, molecular function: protein binding. The record is from RefSeq and is a predicted model, not a curated record. Lineage: Eukaryota; Evosea; Eumycetozoa; Dictyosteliales; Dictyosteliaceae. The transcript is spliced from 2 exons.
AUGGAAGGUCAAAUUAACAAUAACAAUGGUAGUGGGGUUGGUGUUGGCAUCGAAAAUCAAAUGAACAUGCCAAAAGUUUUAGAUUUUCUUCAAACUGAAUGGCUAAAAUUUGAAGUAGAUAAAGCUCAUUGGAUAGCAGAAAAAGCAGAGUUAAAUAACCGUAUUUCAAAAUUAGAAUCAGAAAAGAAAUUAUCAGAAAGACUCAAAUAUGAUUUAUGUAAAAGAAUAAAAAUGUUAGAAUAUGCACUUCAAAGUGAAAGAAUGAAAAAUAAUAGUAAUAGUAAUAAAAGUAAUAUUAAUGUAGAGAAUAAUGAAAGUAAUAUAGAGGUACCAGAAAAAAGAGAACCACCAAAGAAAUCAAAAGAUAAUACAACAAGACUUAUUAUCAGAAAGUAUUUAAAAGAGUUUGGAUAUGACGAUAUAAUAGUACCCAAUUCAUUACCAAAUGAUUUCAAUGAUUUUGAUAAUAGUUCAAAUAAUGUAAAUGAAAAUAGUGUCAGUAUAAACGAAAAUACAAUUCAAACAGUUUUAGAUUUAAAGAAUAAUAGUAAAUUAAGUAACUCAUCAGAUUCAGCGCAAAUGAAACAACAACAACAACAGCAACAACAGCAACAACAACAACAACAGCAACAACAACAGCAACAACAGGAUAAUACUCAACAACAAUCAACAUAUGAUUUUAUUUCAAAUACAAAUGUUAAUGAUUUAGCUCAAUCAUUAGAUUCAUUGUCAACUUCAUUUGAUUCAGAGUCACUUUUGGAUAGUUUAAAACAAUUAGAUACUGCUUCAGAUUCAAGUAAUAUAAGUAGUAGUAGUAGUAGUAAUGGUAUAAGUAAUAGUACAGAAUCUUUAGAUAAUGGUAAAAAUAAUGAUAAAUCAACAACCACCACAACCACAACUUCAACAUCCUCUUCUAGUCAAUCAGUUGAUGAAUCAUACACAUUUGAUGAAGAAGAUAUAUUUAAUAAAUUAUCAAAUUCAAAAGGAAGAAUGAAGAUUAAAGGUUUGGGUAAUUAUAAGAAUUUUAAAGAAGCUAUGGUACAAGAAAUGGAAGGUAACAACGGUAGUAACGUUGAGUUUUCAUUCCCCUCACCAGAUCAAAAUACAGAAGAAAAAAUACCACAACCAUCAUCCUCAACCUCUUCAUCAUCAUCUUCAAGUAGAUCAAAGAAAUCAUUAAUGGGUAGCAUUAAAAAGAAAUCUUCAUCUUCAUCUUCAUCAACAUUAUCAGAACUAAAGGGUGGAUUAGGUGCUUCAGAUCUAAACGAUAUCACCUUAGAUGAUAGUUCAAAGACAUCAUUAAGUGACUCAGCAGCGCCACGUAAUUGGAAAUUAAAGCAUACACUUCGUUCACAUCUUGAUGGUAUUCGUUCAAUUCAAUUCCAUCCAACUGAAUCUUUAAUGGUAUCAGCAUCAGAAGAUCAUUCAAUUAAAGUUUGGAAUCUCAAUCAUCUUGCACCAACCAAGAAAUCUCCAUCACCAGAGAUUGAGCCAAUUUAUUCAAUUCGUGGUCACCAUGGCCCAGUUUACACUACAGAAUGGAAUAAGCAAAAUGAGCAUGAAGGCGAUUUCCAAUCUUUCUUCUCUGCAGGUUUUGAUAUGAUCAUUAAGGAAUGGUCAUUACCACCAGCUGAUAUCGAUCCAUAUCAUAAACAUGGUUGCGUUGUAAAUUAUUUAAAGAGAGAAUUCGUUGGUCAUAAAGAUGGUAUCUGGGAUUUGGUUUCAAUACCUCAAAUGUCUCAAUUGUUAUCAGCAUCAGCCGAUGGUACCAUUGCAUUAUGGGAUACUAAUAGCACUGCUCAAUUAUAUACCCUUUCUCAUCCACUUGGUAAGGAUCAUAUUCCAACUUCAUUAUCUUUACCAGUAACCGAAGGUAACAGAAAACUUUUAGCCGCAUAUAAAGAUGGUUCAAUUUUAAUGUUUGAUUUAGAAACUCAACAAAUUAUUCACCAAUUAAAACAAUCAAGCGAAAAUACAAGAGGUGAUGUCCAAGUAAAUAAAAUUGUUUCUCAUCCAUUUUUACCACUUGCUAUGACCGGUACAGAAGAUAACAAAAUUGAAUUUUUCGAUCUCUCUUCAAAUUCUAUUGUACAUUCAAUGGUUGCUCACACAAGUUCAAUUUCCUCGAUUACCAUUGACCCAUCUGGUCUUUACCUUUCAAGUUGUUCUCAUGAUUCCUCAAUUCGUUUCUGGGAUAUAUCUUCAAAAACUUGUAUUCAAGAUUUACCUUCACAUCGUCCAAAAUAUGAUGAAGCAAUUCAUUGUAUUAAAUAUCAUCCAAAUAAAGGAUAUUUCGCUUCUGGUGGUGCUGAUUCUGUAAUAAGAAUUCAUCAAUAA